AGUAAUCAGAUGUAGGAGCAGGUCAUCAAUACUUAUAAGUUUCAUGCUAGACUGAUAGUUUGGAGUUUAUCAAAUUCGAAUAAGAGACGGUAUUAUGCUUAAUCUGGCAAUGUGGAUAUACAAUGUGAUAUCCACUGAUGUAUGGAGGUAAUCAAGAUGUAUGACUGCUAAACUGUACAGAUACUUUGACUACUGUUGGAGAAGUGAGAGCUACUGAACUGGUGAAAAAGAAGGUUCUGAAAUUGCAAGAAUAUUUGCAAACUUUUAAGUCAGUCAUGUUUGAUGCGAAGGACCAUUCUAAUCCCCAUCAAGUCCUUUUUCCUAGCACGAAGUUGCACUGCUUGGACGCUCUUAUUAUUUAAUCAAAAACCAGAUCCUCCCUAUCUAUGUUGGAGUAGCUGCAUUUGAUUUGAGAUCAGCAUCACUGCAUCUUUCUCAGUAUAUAGAGACUAGCAGCUCCUAUCAAAAUACAAAGACUUUACUACAGUUCUAUGAACCUAUGGUGAUCAUUGUUUCCCCAAAUAAACUGGCGGAGGAUGGAAUGGUUGGGGUCUCACAACUAGCCGAUAGAGUUUGUCCCUCCACAAAAAAGGUUAUAAUGGCUCGUGGUUGCUUUGAUGAUACCAGGGGAGCUGUACUGGUUAAAGGUUUAGCUGCUAAGGAACUGUCUGCUCUUGGUCUAGACUCAUACUACAAGCAAUACUAUUUGUGCUUGGCUGCAGCAGCUGCAACUAUCAAGUGGAUCGAAGCAGAGAAAGGUGUUAUUAUUACAAAUCACUCUUUGAUGGUUACUUUUAAUGGAUCUUUUGACCACAUGAACAUUGAUUCCACCAGUGUUCAGAACUUGGAGAUAAUUGAGCCUAUGCAUUCUUCUCUUCUGGGGUCAAACAACAAAAAGAGAAGUUUGUUCCACAUGCUUAAAACAACUCGAACUAUUGGAGGGACUAGACUUUUGAGGGCAAAUCUUUUACAGCCUCUGAAAGACAUAGAGACAAUUAACACUCGACUCGAUUGCCUGGAUGAGUUGAUGAGCAAUGAGCAGCUAUUCUUUGGCUUGUCUCAGGCCCUUCGUAAGUUUCCGAAAGAAACAGACAGGGUCCUUUGUCACUUCUGCUUCAAGCCAAAGAGAGUUACUAAUGACGUCUUGGCUUCGGAUAAUGGAAGGAGGAGCCAGAUUAUGAUAUCCAGCAUAAUUCUUCUCAAAACAGCUCUCGAUGCUUUACCCUUACUCUCCAAGGUUCUUAAAGAAGCCAAGAGUUGUCUGCUUGGAAAUGUGUACAAGACCGUAUGUGAGAAUGAAAAAUAUACUUCAAUAAGGAAAAGAAUUGGAGAGGUGAUUGAUGAUGAUGUCCUUCAUACACGAGUUCCUUUUGUUGCACGGACACAGCAGUGUUUUGCUGUUAAGGCCGGAGCAGAUGGGCUUCUUGAUAUGGCUCGACGAUCAUUCUGUGACACCAGUGAAGCUAUACACAGUCUCGCAAAUAAGUAUCGUCAAGAUUUCAAACUGCCGAACUUGAAGAUCCCAUUCAAUAACAGGCAAGGGUUUUACUUUAGCAUUUCACAGAAGGACAUACAGGGAAAACUGCCCGGCAAGUUCAUCCAGGUCGUGAAACAUGGAAACAAUAUCCAUUGCUCGAGUCUUGAACUUGCUUCAGUGGCUAUCUUAUCUUUGCUCAUAGAUGCGGUGGUUUUUCUUCAUUCACAGUUGAAUGUGAGGAACAAGUCUGCAGCUAAAGAAUGCUGGUUGAGGACUGCACUUUGUCUGGAAGCAUUAAUGGAUGCAAUACGCGAGGAUGUCUCUGUGCUUACUGUUCUUUCCGAAGUUUUGUGCCUUUUAGACAUGAUGGUAAAUUCAUUUGCUCACACUAUAUCAACGAAACCAGUUGAUAGAUAUACUAGAGCUCGUUUUACAUGUGAUGGCCCAUUGGCAAUUGAUUCUGGACGGCACCCCAUUCUGGAAAGCAUACACAAUGAUUUCAUUCCAAAUGGCAUCUUUCUUUCUGAAGCAUCAAAUGUGGCUAUUGUAAUGGGCCCAAACAUGAGCGGAAAAAGUACUUAUCUUCAGCAAGUUUGUUUAAUAGUCAUCCUUGCUCAAAUUGGUUGCUAUAUUCCUGCUCGAUUUGCCACUUUGAAGGUGGUCGAUCGUAUUUUUACAAGGAUGGGAACAAUGGACAGUCUCGAAUCAAACUCUAGCACGUUCAUGACAGAGAUGACAGAGAUGGCUUUUAUCAUGCAAAACGUUUCCCAUAGAAGUCUGAUUGUUAUGGAUGAAUUGGGGAGGGCAACUUCAUCCUCUGAUGGUUUCGCAAUCGCGUGGAGCUGUUGUGAGCAUCUAUUGGCACUUAAAGCGUACUCAAUAUUUGCUACACACAUGGAAAGUCUAUCAGCGCUAUCCACCAUGUAUCCAAAUGUGAAAAUUCUUCAUUUCGAUGUUGAUGUGAAGAAUAACCGCAUGGACUUCAAGUUUCAACUUAAGGAUGGGUCACGCCACGUGCCACAUUACGGCCUCAUGUUAGCGGGGGUAGCUGGAUUACCAAGUUCAGUAGUUGAGACUGCCAAAAGAAUCACAUCUAGGAUCACAGAGAAGGAAAUGAAGAGAAUGGAGGUGAAUUGCAGACAGUAUGAGGACGUACAAUUGACUUACCGUGUAGCUCAACGGCUGAUGUGCUUGAAAUAUUCUGAUCAGGAUGAAGAUUCUUUAAGGGAGGCUCUGCAGAACCUUAAGGAAAGCUAUGUUGGUGGAAAGGCUUUAGAUAAGUAGAACGAUUUAUUCCUCAUAUAUAUUUCAUCUAACAUCAACACUGUGAUCUGAAUUUUUGAAUCCAUCUGGAAAUCUUGGACUAAGAAAAUGGUACUUUGAGAUAACUACUAAAAAGCAAGUGGAAUUCUAAAUGUCUGAUUGUGUAAGGGUUCUUGAUCUCUCAUGGAGGGCCUAUUUUGAAUAAAAUUA
Messenger RNA from Solanum dulcamara, 2950 nucleotides. Its product is annotated as DNA mismatch repair protein MSH4. NCBI's taxonomy places the organism in Eukaryota, Viridiplantae, Streptophyta, Magnoliopsida, Solanales, Solanaceae. Gene Ontology annotation, biological process: reciprocal meiotic recombination; mismatch repair. Gene Ontology annotation, cellular component: nucleus. The transcript has 24 exons. The record is from RefSeq and is a predicted model, not a curated record. Gene Ontology annotation, molecular function: mismatched DNA binding; ATP binding; ATP-dependent DNA damage sensor activity. Bases 500 to 2761 code for a protein of 753 amino acids.